ACUACAUUAAACCUCCUUUAGCCAACGAGCAGGGACCCGGAUGUUCAUGUUUGUGUGUUUAACGUGUUGUAGUGUCCUCCUGCUGCGUUUUAUCCUGACGUCACACAGCGUUAGUUCGAUUCUCCAUGAAUGAACAUCAACAGAUCCAGCUCAACACAACACGGAGACUAGUUCAGGUUUGAUGGAGGACUAGUCAAGUCAUGGCCUCAGCUCCAGCACAGCAGCCGACCCUGACUGUUGAGCAGACCAGAGUGGUGCUGAGUGAGGUGAUCCAGGCCUUCUCGGUGCCAGACAACGUUGCUCGGAUGGAGGAGGCUCGGGAGAGCGCCUGCAACGACAUGGGCAAGAUGCUGCAGCUGGUUCUCCCCGUGGCCACUCAGAUCCAACAGGAGGUUCUCAAAGCCUACGGCUUCAACAACGAAGGAGAAGGCGUCCUCAAAUUUGCCCGACUGGUGAAGAUGUACGAAACCCAGGACCCGGAAAUAGCAGCCAUGUCGGCUAAACUGAAGUCUCUGCUGCUGCCACCUCUGUCGACACCACCUAUAGGUGGCGCCAUCCCAGCUUCAUAGGAACUCUUUACAUUCAAUUGGUCUUUUUUUUCUGUGACUUUCAUUUAAUGCUUUGGGUCUGUGUGACCAUGCCGCAAUUUCAAAAUCACGUCUAGAGAAUUAGUGUGUUCAAGCAUAAAAAUAAACCCAUGAUUUACAUGUACAUUAUGAUUUCAUUUGAAGCAUCUUGUUAAAUUAUUGCUUUUGAAAUGUUUCAGUAUUUAUUUGUUACUCGAUGACCACUUUCUUAUGUCGCUGAACCUUAAACAUUUCCUUUAGUUCCAUAUUUGACAUUCUUUUAUACCAUUUUUAUAUUCUAUCAAAUGUAUGUCUUUUGUUAUACAGUCUGGUCCAAACUGUAUAUUGAUAUUAAAAAGGCUUUCUGUGAA
Pleuronectes platessa (European plaice) is the source of this 937-nucleotide messenger RNA. RefSeq names its product gene rich cluster, C10 gene (gene grcc10). Gene Ontology annotation, biological process: post-embryonic development. Lineage: Eukaryota; Metazoa; Chordata; Actinopteri; Pleuronectiformes; Pleuronectidae. Bases 201 to 569 code for a protein of 122 amino acids. The transcript is spliced from 4 exons. The record is from RefSeq and is a predicted model, not a curated record.